Molecule: messenger RNA, 2397 nt
Organism: Cebus imitator (Panamanian white-faced capuchin)
Lineage: Eukaryota; Metazoa; Chordata; Mammalia; Primates; Cebidae
Gene: SCFD1
Product: sec1 family domain containing 1
Exons: 26
Coding region: 225-2204 (659 amino acids)
Biological process (GO): intracellular protein transport; endoplasmic reticulum to Golgi vesicle-mediated transport
Cellular component (GO): cytosol; Golgi membrane
Molecular function (GO): syntaxin binding
Source: RefSeq, a predicted model, not a curated record
AAAAAUUCUUAGUAUUCUGCUAAUAUUAGGGCUACCGAGGCAUUAACCUGCACUGGGUCUGCCAGUUCUACCGAGAGCGAGGGUCUUCCUGGAGGAGGUGGGGUCUGGCCCUCAGGCCCCGCCUUUGGCCCCGCCUCUCCGAGCUUUGCUUCCGGGUCGGUAAGGGCAGCCACGUCAUCCCCCGGCUCCGCAAGCUUGCCGGGCAGUCGCUCCUGGGAGCCAAGAUGGCGGCGGCGGCGGCGGCCUCAGCGAGUAUUCGGGAAAGGCAGACAGUGGCUUUGAAGCGUAUGUUGAAUUUCAAUGUGCCUCAUGUUAAAAACAGCACAGGAGAACCAGUAUGGAAGGUACUCAUUUAUGACAGAUUUGGCCAAGAUAUAAUCUCUCCUCUGCUAUCUGUGAAGGAGCUAAGAGACAUGGGAAUCACUCUGCAUCUGCUUUUGCACUCUGAUCGAGAUCCUAUUCCAGAUGUUCCUGCAGUAUACUUUGUAAUGCCAACUGAAGAAAAUAUUGAUAGAAUGUGCCAGGAUCUUCGAAAUCAACUAUAUGAAUCAUAUUAUUUAAAUUUUAUUUCUGCUAUUUCAAGAAGUAAACUGGAAGAUAUUGCAAAUGCAGCAUUAGCAGCUAGUGCAGUAACACAAGUAGCCAAGGUUUUUGACCAGUAUCUCAACUUUAUUACUUUGGAAGAUGAUAUGUUUGUAUUAUGUAAUCAAAAUAAGGAGCUUGUUUCAUACCGUGCCAUUAACAGGCCAGAUAUCACAGAUACAGAAAUGGAAACUGUUAUGGACACUAUAGUUGACAGCCUCUUCUGCUUUUUUGUUACUCUGGGUGCUGUUCCUAUAAUCAGAUGUUCAAGAGGAACAGCAGCAGAAAUGGUAGCAGUGAAACUAGACAAGAAACUUCGAGAAAAUCUAAGAGAUGCAAGAAACAGUCUUUUUACAGGUGAUACACUUGGAGCUGGCCAAUUCAGCUUCCAAAGGCCCUUAUUAGUCCUUGUUGACAGAAACAUAGAUUUGGCAACUCCUUUACAUCAUACUUGGACAUAUCAAGCAUUGGUGCAUGAUGUACUGGAUUUUCAUUUAAACAGGGUUAAUUUGGAAGAAACUUCAGGGGUGGAGAACUCUCCAGCUGGUGCUAGACCAAAGAGAAAAAACAAGAAGUCUUAUGACUUAACUCCAGUUGAUAAAUUUUGGCAAAAACAUAAAGGAAGUCCAUUCCCAGAAGUUGCAGAAUCAGUUCAGCAAGAACUAGAAUCUUACAGAGCACAGGAAGAUGAGGUCAAACGACUUAAAAGCAUUAUGGGACUAGAAGGGGAAGAUGAAGGAGCCAUAAGUAUGCUUUCUGACAAUACUGCUAAGCUAACAUCAGCUGUUAGUUCUUUACCAGAACUCCUUGAGAAAAAAAGACUUAUUGAUCUCCAUACAAAUGUUGCCACUGCUGUUUUAGAGCAUAUAAAGGCCAGAAAAUUGGAUGUAUAUUUUGAAUAUGAAGAAAAAAUAAUGAGUAAAACUACUCUGGAUAAAUCUCUUCUAGAUAUAAUAUCAGACCCUGAUGCAGGAACUCCAGAAGAUAAAAUGAGGUUGUUUCUUAUCUAUUAUAUAAGCACACAGCAAGCACCCUCUGAGGCUGAUUUGGAGCAAUAUAAAAAAGCUUUAACUGAUGCAGGAUGCAACCUUAAUCCUUUACAGUAUAUCAAACAGUGGAAGGCUUUUACCAAGAUGGCCUCAGCUCCUGCCAGCUAUGGCAGCACUACCACUAAAUCAAUGGGUCUCUUAUCACGAGUCAUGAAUACAGGAUCACAGUUUGUGAUGGAAGGAGUGAAGAACCUGGUUUUGAAACAGCAAAAUCUACCUGUUACUCGUAUUUUGGACAAUCUUAUGGAGAUGAAGUCAAACCCUGAAACUGAUGACUAUAGAUAUUUUGAUCCCAAAAUGCUGCGGGGCAAUGACAGCUCAGUUCCCAGAAACAAAAAUCCAUUCCAAGAGGCCAUUGUUUUUGUGGUGGGAGGAGGCAACUACAUUGAAUAUCAAAAUCUUGUUGACUACAUAAAGGUAGAUGUGUACACUAAAAUCCAACACUGUCCCCAAGAAAGACUGUCAAGAAUUACCAAAAAAGGAAAACAAGGCAAACACAUUUUAUAUGGCUGCAGUGAGCUUUUUAAUGCUACACAGUUCAUUAAACAGUUGUCACAACUUGGACAAAAGUAACACAGAAGAACCUUACUAUGAUAAUCUACUUGGAAUGUGGAUAAAUGUAAAAAGAAAAUAAAUGUUUCCCUCUCUAUAACAAUGUCCUAACAGUGAAAUUGAGAGUUGUUUGCUAAUUUUUAAGGAAAUUCUAUACUUAAUAGGUAUUGAUUAAAAAAAUAAAACAUUUCAGAAAUAAAAUUUCAACAUUGUU